Messenger RNA from Sinocyclocheilus grahami, 2367 nucleotides. Its product is annotated as FYVE, RhoGEF and PH domain-containing protein 1-like. The record is from RefSeq and is a predicted model, not a curated record. Gene Ontology annotation, biological process: cytoskeleton organization; filopodium assembly. Gene Ontology annotation, cellular component: cytoplasm. Lineage: Eukaryota; Metazoa; Chordata; Actinopteri; Cypriniformes; Cyprinidae. Bases 1 to 2367 code for a protein of 788 amino acids. Gene Ontology annotation, molecular function: guanyl-nucleotide exchange factor activity. The transcript is spliced from 14 exons.
AUGGCUGUUUCUGUUCGGAUUUACUCUCCACCGGCUGAUCAGGGGGGAUCGAUCCGCCUGAUUCACCCUCUCCAGCAUCUACAGGAGGACGACCUCGGGACGCGAGAGUGGCUGGUGGUUUUGGACCUGGACUGGAUGCAGUUGAAUCGACCCAAGAGCGCGCAUCUCAUCAGCUCCAGUCCGCACAAUUCAUCCUCCUAUUCCAGCCAGUUCAAAAGCAUGCGCUUCUCAUACCACAUCAGCAGCGGGUUACCCAGCCCACAGCCUGCCCUGCGCAGAUCAGAAACAUGUCAGCGGGGUUUGAUGCACUGGAAGGCCAAACACAUGAAGAGUUGUCCCCGGGAGCAAAUCAUCGUGGUGCCAGAUAUCACCGGGGGAGUGAUGUGUACCCCACGGUUCCCCGAACAGCAGGCCGCUUCUGGGUCAUUUAGCCCUCCACCCUCAGAGUUCAUCCUGCCCUGCACGUCCCUUCAGGAACCACUAGAGGCGCCGCUGGCCGAGGAGGAGGUGGAGCAAGAAGAAAAGGAGGAGGAAGAAGAGGUGGACGAAACCGAGGAGGAUGACAGCGAACUCGGGGCUUCCUGCUCGGAAAAGCGUCUCUCUAUGGAAUCGGGCUAUGGUGCCUCUGAUAAACUGCUGGACACUAUGGAAAUGAGGGACCUUACAGCCAACCAAUCAGAAAUCCCCUCGGAUCGCUUGUCCCUCCCCCCGUCACAGAUGGAUGGGAAGCUGGCCAAUAGAGACAGUGGUAUCGACAGCAUCAGCUCACCCUCACACAGCGAGGAGCUCUGCUUUGUCGGGGACGAGGAUCGAGUCGGUCACGAGAGGGAGAUUUGCCCCUGCAGCCCAGGGCCCGGGCUUCCUUGCGGCUAUGCCGAGGGGCCCGGAGGAGAGGGGGCCAGUGGUGUGGAGGGCGGCAGAGACUCAGAGGGAGACAGUGAUAUGGAGGAGGGCAGCGGGGAUGAGAGUGAGAUGAACCCCAUGGCCCUUCAACCUCUGCCUAAAGCUGAACGACAAGACUCCACUGAGCUGUCAGUCCAGCAGCGGGUGUUUAACAUUGCUAAUGAGCUGCUGCAUACAGAGAAGGCUUACGUGUCCAGACUGCACCUCCUGGACCAGGUGUUCUGUGCCCAGCUGAUGGAGGAGGCCCGAGCUCGCAGCUCCUUCCCCUGUGAGGUGGUCAUGGGCAUCUUCUCCAACAUCUGCUCCAUCUACUGCUUCCACCAGCAGUUCCUGUUGCCCGCACUGGAGAAACGCAUGGAGGAAUGGGAUCUGAACCCCCGCAUCGGGGACAUCCUGCAGAAACUGGCGCCUUUCCUGAAGAUGUACGGCGAGUACGUGAAAAACUUUGACCGGGCCAUGGAGCUGGUGAACACCUGGAUGCAGCGCUCCUCUCAGUUCAAAGCCAUCAUUCACAACAUCCAGAAAGAGGAGAUGUGUGGGAAUCUUACCCUACAGCACCACAUGUUGGAGCCUGUGCAGAGGAUCCCUCGUUACGAGCUCCUGCUCAAAGACUAUCUGCACCGCCUGCCAGAGGACGCAGACGACUUCAAAGAUGCUCAGAAAUCUCUGGAGCUGAUCGCCACAGCGGCAGAACAUUCAAACGCUGCCAUCAGGAAAAUGGAGCGCAUGAGAAAGCUGCUGAAAGUGUACGAGUUGCUCGGUGGAGAAGAGGACAUUGUUAACCCGACUAAUGAGCUCAUUAAAGAGGGACACAUUCUGAAACUGUCAGCUAAAAACGGGACAUCACAGGAUAGAUACCUCAUUCUGUUCAAUGACAGGUUGUUGUACUGCGUCCCCAAACUGAGGCUGAUAGGGCAGAAGUUUGGAGUGCGAGCGCGGAUUGACGUAGACGGCAUGGAGCUAAAGGAGACCAGCAGCAUGAACGUACCACGAACAUUUCUGGUUUCGGGAAAACAGCGUUCACUAGAACUGCAAGCAAGGACGGAAGAGGAGAAGAGAGAUUGGAUUCAGGCGAUCCAGGCCACUAUACAGAGACAUGAACAGACGCUGGAGACCUUCCGCAUGCUCAACUGCUCGUUUCGGGAGGAGGACUUCACUCCUCCAAACUCUCCGGCUGACCUAACGUUUGAAGUAAACAAAUAUUCUAUCGGUCGUCUAUUGGCUGAUCGCAGUGAAGCCCCGCCCAUUCUGCAAAGCUAUUGGACCGUUCGUCUGUCUGUCCACACUCGGCUGAUCAUGGAGCGUCACUGUGGGGUUUUCCAGUCGGAUUUACGCGGAGAAGAGAGCGAUAUAACUGUUUGCACAGCAGAAAAGACUCUGAUAGAGGAACUAAGGACUUUAGACUUCAUUUUCAAUCAAGCUCUAGUGCAGACUGAUAAAGAAAGCACUGAUACGGGAAUCUGA